AUGCUGAAUGCUUUGUUGCUGAGCUGGGCCAUGCUGCAGGGAUUUCCCACCAUCCUGAGUGCCCAGUCUAGUCAGCAAUACCCAGAUGCCAUCGACUCCAGACUGAGAAGGUCAAGCCAAGCUCUGUACCCUGGGCUCUUGCAUUCAGCCCCUGCUACCUCUCUGGGACUCUCAGGCCCUGGUAUACAGCCAGAAUUGGAGCAGAUGGCCUCAGAGCUGGCAGGUGAAUCCCUCAUGCAAGAUACUGAAGCUCUAGCACCUGGGAUGAUGGACCCACAGGACCGUGAAGAGCGCUCCCCACGACGCUGUGUUCGCCUUCUCGAGUCUUGCCUGGGUCACCAGGUUCCCUGCUGCGAUCCAUGCGCAACCUGCUACUGCAGAUUCUUUAAUGCCUUCUGCUACUGCCGCAAGAUCAGCACCAAUUACCCUUGUAGCCGCAACUAGUUUGACAAGGCCAAGGGGCAGUGGGAGGCCAGGGAUGUACAAGCACCAAUAAAGGGUUCCAA
Molecule: messenger RNA, 506 nt
Organism: Gracilinanus agilis (Agile Gracile Mouse Opossum)
Lineage: Eukaryota; Metazoa; Chordata; Mammalia; Didelphimorphia; Didelphidae
Gene: AGRP
Product: agouti related neuropeptide
Exons: 3
Coding region: 1-444 (147 amino acids)
Biological process (GO): hormone-mediated signaling pathway; neuropeptide signaling pathway; positive regulation of feeding behavior
Cellular component (GO): extracellular region
Molecular function (GO): type 1 melanocortin receptor binding; neuropeptide hormone activity
Source: RefSeq, a predicted model, not a curated record